UAAAGACCGAUCAAGUACAACUUGCUGUAAACACAUACCCAGGAAUAUUGCUUUGCAGCAACAAUAAAUUUUUUUAAGUGUCAGUCUGUAAGGGACUUUGACAGUACAUAAUAUACUUCAGUUUGGAAUCGACUGCUUUUAAAGCAAGUUUCCUGUUAAAUUCGUUUGUUUAAUUAUACCGAAAAUUUGCAUUUUUAGCAUUUUUGCCCUCUCCGUUUUUAUUAAUAUCUUUUGAUUUCAAUUCCCUGUUCUCUUCUAGUUUUGUUUAGCCAUGGUUAAUUUCCUUGCUUCUAAUUUGAUGCGCCUUCCUUUGCGCGUCGCUGGACGCCGUGUUCCUGGUCGCUUUGCCGUUUCUCAAACCCGCUCUUAUGCUAAGGAUUUGAAAUUUGGUGUUGAUGCUCGUGCUUCUCUCCUUUCUGGUGUUGACACCUUGGCUAGCGCUGUUUCCGUUACUUUGGGACCUAAAGGCCGUAAUGUCUUAAUUGAUCAAGCCUUUGGUUCUCCUAAGAUCACUAAAGACGGUGUUACUGUCGCUAGAAGUGUUAGUUUGAAGGAUAAGUUUGAAAACCUUGGUGCCCGUUUGGUUCAAGAUGUUGCUAGCAAGACCAAUGAAGUUGCCGGUGACGGUACCACUACUGCCACUGUUUUGGCUCGUGCUAUUUUUUCUGAAACUGUCCGUAACGUUGCUGCUGGCUGCAACCCUAUGGAUCUCCGUCGUGGUAUCCAACUCGCCGUUGAGAACGUGGUUGAGUUCCUUCAAGCCAACAAGCGUGACAUCACCACUGCUGAGGAAAUUUCUCAAGUUGCUACCAUUUCCGCUAACGGUGACAAGCACAUUGGUGAAUUGCUCUCCAAGGCUAUGGAACGUGUCGGCAAGGAGGGUGUCAUUACAGUCAAGGAAGGCCGUACCAUUUCCGACGAGCUUGAAGUCACUGAAGGUAUGAAGUUUGAUCGCGGCUACAUUUCUCCUUACUUUAUGACUGAUGUUAAGUCUCAAAAGGUUGAAUUUGAGAACCCCUUGCUUCUUUUGUCUGAGAAGAAGAUCUCUGCCGUUCAAGACGUUUUACCCGCACUUGAACUUGCUGCUCAACAACGUCGCCCUCUUGUUAUCAUUGCUGAGGAUGUCGAUGGUGAAGCCCUCGCUGCUUGCAUCUUGAACAAGCUUCGUGGUCAACUUCAAGUUGUCGCUGUUAAGGCCCCUGGCUUUGGUGACAACCGUCGUAACAUGCUCGGUGAUUUGGCUGUUUUAACCGAUAGCGCUGUUUUCAAUGAUGAAAUUGAUGUUUCCAUUGAGAAGAGUCAACCUCAUCACUUUGGUAGCUGCGGCUCCAUCACCGUCACUAAGGAAGAUACCAUCAUUAUGAAGGGGGCUGGUGAUCACAUCAACGUUAACGAGCGUUGCGAACAAAUUCGUAGCGUCUUGGCUGAUCCUAGCCUCAGCGAGUACGAGAAGGAAAAGCUCCAAGAACGUUUGGCUAAAUUGAGCGGAGGUAUUGCUGUCAUCAAGGUUGGUGGUUCUUCUGAAGUUGAAGUCAGCGAAAAGAAGGAUCGUAUUGUCGAUGCUUUGAACGCUGUUAAGGCUGCUGUUUCCGAGGGUGUUCUCCCCGGUGCUGGUACUUCUUUCGUCAAGGCCAGUCUUCGUUUAAGUGAGAUCCCCACUGCCAACUUUGAUCAAAAAUUGGGUGUGGAAAUUGUCCGUAAGGCUAUUACCAGACCUGCUCAAACCAUCCUUGAAAAUGCCGGAUUGGAGGGCAAUUUAAUUGUCGGAAAACUCAAAGAAUCCUACGGUAAGGAUUUCAACAUUGGUUAUGACAUUGCUAAGGAUCGCUAUAUUGAUUUGAAUGAAAUCGGUGUUCUUGAUCCUUUGAAGGUUGUCCGCACUGGUUUGGUUGAUGCUAGCGGUGUGGCUUCCUUGAUGGGUACUACUGAGUGUGCCGUCGUUGAUGCCCCUGAGGAAUCCAAGCCCGCUAUGGGUGGUGGCCCUGGUGCCAUGGGUGGUAUGCCAGGAAUGAUGUAAAGCUCUUAGUGAAGGAAUUCAUGUUUGCAUCUUCGCCUUAAUAUAUUUCUUCGUUCCAAAAAAAAAAUUGAUUUAACUAAUCUCGUCCGCAUAUAAUAAUUAAUUUUGGACAAUCUGAUGAUAAAGUUUACUAAACGACUCAACGAUUUAUGUUUUGAGAAAAGUCUCAUUGAAUAAUGAAGCCGAGUACGUAUGUUACUUUUUGGGAGUUUUGUUUCUAAUCUUGAGGAGUGAUAUAAGCUUUUUGUUUUGUGAGGAAUGUUAUUUUGUUAUUCAACUCGAAGUAAUCAAAGCGUUUCUCAUCGAUUCACAAAAGAUUUAUAGGCUCUUACUCUGUAAUAUAUGAUUCUUUCUUUGAUAAAUGUAUUCUAUAAUGAAUCAGUUCGACUUUUUAAGCAGACGUGGUUAAUACUUGCGAGAACUUGUUAUUUGGAAACGAAGGAGAAUGCCAAGUCUUAUUAUUUUUUGGACAAUCCUAGAAAUAUGCUGACCAUUCUAAUACGUUAUACACCGUACCUGAAAGUGAUGAAAAAUAAACGGAUGAUUACAUAUCCGAGAGCGCAAAAACCCAUGUGGAUAUUGCCGUUGCCUUCCUUCUGAUUCAGGUAUUAUGUAUAUACGUAUAUAGAAUGUUUAGACUUAGGACUAGGAUGAACAAGCCAUUUAUAGCAAGACUUGCUGUUCUUACUAUUCGUUUUCUGACUCAAUGUUUGAGUUUUCCCAAGUGCAUCUAGUAGGAUUUCUCGGUGCUGUGAGUAUCUAUUGUAAUGAGUAAUCUUGUAAGUGAUUGUAGGAAGACACUGUACCACUUGUUCAAUGUCUUUAACUAAGGAGAUUGAAUAUUUUGUGGAUAUACAUAGCAAGCCUAUUAUUAUGAUGCUUGUUGUCUUGUAAUUUUGUCUUACAUGCUUACUAUAUGUGUAUAAUGUGGGUGAUAAAGAAUAGUCGCGUUUCUUCAUGGUGUUGUUUAUUUCAAACUAAGUUGGAUGUUUUGGCGUCCUUUCGUCGAGGGAGGAAAUGUAAGUGGAUAGUACAGGGUUGUGAAAGACAUUGAGACCGAUGGAUAGUAUGAGUUCCAUUUUAUAUCUUGUGUGGAUUCUUUUUUUUUAAAAAAAAGUUGAAUGUUACAUUUCAAAUACUUUGGACACUACUACAUAAUAACUACGGGGUUUUUGAGUAGUAACUUUUGGGAAUAAAAAUGUUUUAUAUGAAAAAUAUUCCUAAACUCGUUUUGCGCUCGUAAAUCCAGUUUAACCUGAUUUAAACAUUGUACAUGAUCAGAAGCUUUACAAAGCUUCUAAAAACAGUCAUUUAAUACAGGAAUUCUUAAUCUUCAUUCAAGAUAUAAUUGUUAAAAAAUAAAAAUGAUACAUCUUCGAUAUAUAGAAGGGCUUCCCUUCGGCAAACUUGUUCAAGUAGAUUUUUAUCAGACCCACAAACUAAGCCAGGCUCAUUUAAGAUCGUAUGUUCAAAAUUUAUAUGAAUUAAGAAAAUUAAUAAGUACAAAGAAGCCAACUGCUUUUCUGUUAUACGUUGUUAUACUCGUAAUAUACACCUUUAGACCAUUGAGCUCGGUGGUAAGUACUAGAGCACAAUUCGAAAGACAUAAUUACCAUAAGUUUUUUUCUUUUAGCCGAGGAAAAAAAAAGAUAAUCAUCCCUUCGUGAACUGAUAAUACUUUCUUUUCGUUACACUUAACCUAUGAUUAUCUUGGUUCCUCCUUUACGUCUGAGGCGGCUGGCUCCUCGUCCAUCCUAGAGUCUUCUGGCACAUCCUGUGUACUUUCCAAAGUCUUUGACUCGUUGCUAGAAAUCCAAUUUGGCUGAGUAAGGCAAAACUUCUCAGGAGGUAACCUCAGUCCAUAAGAUGGCUGAAUCUGGGGCAACGGCUUUCUAUUCCGUUCGGUAGCUAGUUCUAACAAAAAUUCUUUGGGAGGGGGGCCCGUGAAGGAAUGAUUGACUUGCGAAGCAACCGCUAGACGAACGUCUUCGACGGAAAUGGGAACACCGCUUCCACGAGAAUGCUCCGCAUAAACCUGAGAGUCUUGGACCAAUUGUUGAGUAUAGCGAUGGGCAAAUGUUAGUAAUUGUAAGGGAACAGUUUGUGAAUAGGCUGGAACUCCCAAGGAACUCAUAAUUAAAUGAAUGAGUCGCGCAUCCUUAGGACCUUUUACAGGUUCAUCUGUCACGGGCGGAGAGCUCAUAGCUGUAUCUCAAAUGACUUGAAGCUCAGAACAAAGCCUUUCCUAGACCAGCCGUAUUUCUGAGACUAAGUGUUUUGUUUUCGUGAAUAACUGCCGUUAGUUAGGGGGAAAUUGCGUAUUUCAAUGAACUCUAUAAAACUGAUAAAGCGAGUGUUAACGAGACAAAGACUCGCUUUUUUUGAUGCUAUAUUGGUUUGUGGAAAAGAAACAAAGAAUAGUAAGAACGUAGUGAUACAAGCUGCUAACUGUUUACAAAUCAACUAUAACUAUCUCUAUUCAACCAUCAUAGAACUUAAGUUGUUGGAACUGAGGAUAGAGUGAUGAGAAAUAACAU
Molecule: messenger RNA, 4554 nt
Organism: Schizosaccharomyces octosporus yFS286
Lineage: Eukaryota; Fungi; Ascomycota; Schizosaccharomycetes; Schizosaccharomycetales; Schizosaccharomycetaceae
Product: hsp60-like protein
Exons: 1
Coding region: 272-2017 (581 amino acids)
Biological process (GO): mitochondrial unfolded protein response; protein refolding; apoptotic mitochondrial changes
Cellular component (GO): mitochondrial inner membrane; mitochondrial matrix
Molecular function (GO): ATP-dependent protein folding chaperone; protein-folding chaperone binding; ATP binding
Source: RefSeq, a predicted model, not a curated record